Molecule: messenger RNA, 528 nt
Organism: Fraxinus pennsylvanica
Lineage: Eukaryota; Viridiplantae; Streptophyta; Magnoliopsida; Lamiales; Oleaceae
Source: the annotation of a GenBank genome assembly
AUGAGUUGUCGAACCGGAGAAACUCGGAGUGAAUAUAACAGUAGAAGAGUCAAACACCCUUUCCGGAAACCUACUGGCCGUCGCCAGUUCUCCACUCCAGAACAGAUGAUGGCUGGUACUUCUGCUUCUCGUCCUCGCACAUUCAGACAGGAAGAAGCUGACGUGGAAGAAGAUGAGAGAUCUGAAGAAGAGUCUGGAGAGGAAUCUGAGGAAGAAUCUGAAAAGAAGAAAGGAACCCAAGGUAUCAUUCAAGUUGAGAAUCCGAAUUCGGGCAAGCCAAAGAACCUGAAAGCUAGAGAUGUUGAUAUGGAGAAAACAACCGAGCUUUCAAGACGUGAAAGAGAGGAGAUUGAAAAACAGAGAGCUCAUGAAAGGUACAUGAAACUGCAGGAACAAGGGAAGACGGAACAAGCAAGGAAAGAUUUAGAUCGUUUGGCUCUUAUAAGGCAACAAAGAGCAGAAGCUGCUAAAAAACGAGAAGAGGAGAAAGCAGCCAAAGAUCAGAAGAAGUUGGAAGCUCGCAAAUGA